UACAGUGUUUUUAGACCCGAAUCUGUUUAGAAAACCAAUAAUUUUAAUUGGGUGCACCCGUUUAAGCCCUUUUAUUAACGGGUCUUAUUUAAUUUUAAAUGGGUAGCCCGAUAGUUUUUUUUUUUUCAACUUUUGAUGUAAACGACAACGUUUAGUCGUUUAGUGGUAGGAGGUUAGGGCUUAUUUUGAUCAAACGAAACUGCUACAAUAUGAAGUAUAGUAAUAGAGUUUAAUCUUAAGAAAUCUAUAUUUGAUUAAACAUUAUUAUAACGUCAUAAGAAUAUGUUACGAUUGAAAAACUCAAACCUAUGAAGUUUAAUUUCACUAACUAUAGAGAUUAGUAAUAGUAAGCAAUGAAUGAUGACCGGUGGAAAAUUAAACACCUCGCUCAAAUGAUCUUGCAGUAAAGUAAUGACGUGGUAUAACCGUUGAUAAUAACCUAUACAUUCUCUAUAUCUUACGCUGACUAACCGCGCAUAUUAGCCGAACACACAGUUGAAGAAGCGCAUAUUAACCGCACGACGUUACCAUCUUCUUCAUAUGAAACCUUCUCUCGCGCUUUCAGGAGGCGCGAAUUUCACGAGAAACUUCUGGGGAAAGUAUCACACAAGUUUCAAGCGAAGAUUCUCUGUCCCUAGUUACCGUCUCAAUCCCAUAGUAACCAUGGCUACUGGAUCCGGUUCACUGGUUUGGUUCCGGAAAGGGCUUCGGGUUCACGACAACCCGGCUCUUGAAUACGCCUCAAAAGGUUCCCAAUUUCUUUACCCGGUUUUUGUUAUCGACCCGCAUUACAUGGAGUUAGACCCAUCUGCGUUCUCUCCCGGUUCGUCUCGUUCCGGGGUUAACCGGAUCCGGUUCUUACUGGAGAGUCUCAAGGAUCUCGAUUCUAGCCUGAAGAAACUCGGUUCGCGGUUGCUGGUUCUGAAAGGUGAACCUGGUGAAGUACUGGUUCGUUGCUUGCAAGAGUGGAAGGUGAAGAGGCUUUGCUUUGAAUAUGAUACAGAUCCGUAUUAUCAAGCGUUAGAUGUGAGAGUUAAGGAAUAUGCUUCUUCAACUGGAGUUGAGGUUUUCUCUCCAGUGAGCCAUACUCUGUUCAAUCCGGCAGACAUUAUAGAGAAAAACGGUGGGAAGCCACCUUUGAGUUAUCAGUCAUUUGUGAAGAUUGCUGGAGAGCCAUCAUGUGCUACAUCUGAACUUGUGAUGUCUUAUUCUUCACUUCCUCCAAUUGGAGAGGUUGGAAAUCUUGGCAUUUCAGAAGUACAAACGCUUGAGGAACUUGGAUACAGAGAAGAUGAAAUAGCUGAGUGGACUCCUUUUAGAGGUGGUGAAUCAGAAGCCUUGCAACGAUUGACCAAGUCAAUCAGUGAUAAGGCAUGGGUGGCAAACUUUGAGAAACCGAAGGGUGAUCCAUCUGCAUUCUUGAAACCUGCGACUACAGUUUUGUCACCUUAUUUGAAAUUUGGAUGCCUUUCUUCGAGGUACUUUUAUCAAUGCCUCAAAAAUAUUUACAAGGAUGUUAAAAAGCAUACUUCGCCACCAGUUUCUCUCCUUGGGCAGUUGUUGUGGCGAGAAUUUUUCUAUACCACUGCAUUUGGAACCCCUAACUUUGACAAAAUGAAGGGAAACCGGAUCUGCAAACAGAUUCCAUGGAACGAGGAUCAUGCUAUGUUGGCUGCUUGGAGGGACGGUAAGACAGGAUACCCUUGGAUUGAUGCCAUCAUGGUUCAGCUUCUGAAAUGGGGUUGGAUGCACCAUCUAGCGCGUCAUUGUGUAGCCUGUUUUCUAACUCGUGGGGAUCUGUUCAUACAUUGGGAACAAGGGCGUGAUGUGUUUGAAAGGCUUCUGAUCGAUUCAGACUGGGCCAUCAAUAAUGGAAAUUGGAUGUGGUUAUCAUGUUCGUCCUUCUUUUACCAGUACAACCGCAUCUACUCUCCUAUAUCUUUCGGGAAGAAGUAUGAUCCUGAUGGGAAGUACAUUAGGCAUUUUCUCCCGGUUCUGAAAGAUAUGCCAAAGCAGUAUAUAUACGAGCCAUGGACAGCGCCAUUGAGUGUUCAAACGAAAGCAAAAUGCAUAGUCGGGAAGGACUACCCGAAGCCAAUGGUUUUGCACGAUACAGCAAGCAAGGAGUGCAAGAGGAAGAUGGGUGAAACAUAUGCAUUGAACAAGAAAAAGGAAGGUAAGGUGGAUGAUGAAGAUCUGAAGAAUUUAAGGAGAAAGCUUCAAGAAGAUGGACAUGAAGAGCCAACCAAGAUCAGGAACCAACGUCAAAAACUCAACUAAUAAUAAGAUUUUGAUGAGAAUUUGGCUUAUUAUUAUUUACAAACCAAAUCGUAGUAGUACUGUAAUCUUUGUAAAACAUUGUUCCACUGAAAUUUCAAAAGUAAGCCUUUUUCUGUUAAGGAGGUCAAACACAACAUAAAUUACCUAAUUGUUUGUAUAUGAAUUUUGGGACAGAGAUCUAAUUCGUAAACGUUAUGAGCUAAUUUUGUAAAGGAUGAGAAAAUAUGGGAAUGAAAUUGGAAGAAGACAAAAAGAGAAAUAGCUUCCUGAAAUAGAAAAUCUCUCGGACAGGCCAGCAGCGACCCCUUCUCCUCCUCCUACACUGACUGGGGUUGAUUGGUUAUAUAACCAAAAAAAAAAAGCUUUCUUCUUCCCCACAUUCUUGCACUUUGCUUCAUCUUCGAUUNUUUUUUUUUUUUUUUUUUUUUUUUUUUUUUUUUUUUUGUAAUUUUCCUUUGUUUUUUUUUGUUUCUUUUGUAAUGUUUCGGGAGGCAGCAAUUAUUCAACUGGAGCUUCCCUAUCAAAAAA
Molecule: messenger RNA, 2808 nt
Organism: Camelina sativa (false flax)
Lineage: Eukaryota; Viridiplantae; Streptophyta; Magnoliopsida; Brassicales; Brassicaceae
Product: (6-4)DNA photolyase-like
Biological process (GO): entrainment of circadian clock by photoperiod; circadian regulation of gene expression
Cellular component (GO): cytoplasm; nucleus
Molecular function (GO): deoxyribodipyrimidine photo-lyase activity; FAD binding; DNA binding
Source: RefSeq, a predicted model, not a curated record